Molecule: messenger RNA, 1631 nt
Organism: Hibiscus syriacus
Lineage: Eukaryota; Viridiplantae; Streptophyta; Magnoliopsida; Malvales; Malvaceae
Product: disease resistance protein RPV1-like
Exons: 2
Coding region: 186-1631 (481 amino acids)
Source: RefSeq, a predicted model, not a curated record
UCGAUCGAAAGAACGAAUGGAGUCAAAAGAUUGGAUGUUGAGUUUUUUGGAUAUGGCUUACCUUCUUUAAAACCUUUCAAUGUUUUGGAAGUUCUUCAGUUCAAAAACAUGUUGAACUUGGAGGAUUGGGACUAUCCUAACAAAACUGAUAAAGAAGACAGGAAUUCCCGAGUCUCCGUGAGCUUAUGAUUGGUAACUGUCCAAAGUUGCAUCGGAAAUUACCCGCAUACUUGCCUUCUCAGGUGAAACUUGCAAUCAGAAGGUACCCCCGUGUGGCUUAUUCAGUAAUGAGCCUCCCAUAUCUUCUUGACCAUAAUAUUGAAGAUUGCAAUAAGAUGAUUCCAAGGAGCAUGGUCGACCUUACGUCUCGAACUACACUGAGAAUCAAGAGUUUGUCGGACCUUACAUGUCUGGCCGAUGGGUUUGAACAGUUUCCAGGAGCACUUAACCAUCUUAUCCUUUCCCAAUGCACCGGGUUGACAUCAUUGUGGCACAAAGGAAAGGAAGAGCUGCACCGCCUAGUGUCUCUUGAGCGUUUGUGUAUUGAAUCAUGCCCGAAACUUGUAUCCUUUCCCGAGACAUGUUUGUGGUCGACUCUUACACGUCUCUGGCUCAGAGAUUUUCCACUGCUUAAGGACCUGCCUUGUUGUAUAAUGAGGCAUGGUGAACUUACUGGCUGUUUUCUUGACUUGGAAUCGAAGCAUGCCCUUUACUCACAUGCUUUCCAAGAGGGAGAGUUUAGGGUUCGCCUAAGUUCGCUACCCGAGGGACUGAUUCAGGUCGGUAACGACACAAUUGCAUCUCAUCUCGAGCAUUUGGAGAUCAUCGGCUUUCAGUCUCUUGCUCGCUUUCCACAAGGUAGAUUACCGACUAACCUUAAAAUGCUCAAGAUAUUGGAUUGCUUGGAGCUGGAGCCAUUUUCAGAUGAGAUGCUGCCUGAUAAUGCAUCACUCGAAUACUUUGAUAUCUGGAAUAGUUCUACUCUAAUAAACUUGCCAGAUUCUCUAAACAAUCUCUCAUGUUUGACGGAACUGAAAUUAAGCAGUUGUUGGGAUCUGAAAUACUUCCCAGAGACUGGUUUGUCCCUCCCAAACCUGAGAUCUCUGGACAUCAUCAGUUGUGUUAGCCUCAAGUCUCUACCUAAUCAGAUGCAAAAUCUCACUUAUCUUCAAUAUUUCACGGUUUGCAACUGUCCAAGUAUGUGUUUUCUUAGAAGGGGUUUGCCUCCUAAUCUAUUGUUGCUCGAGAUCUGGGAUUGUAAAGACCUCAAGGAACCGGUAUCGAAUUGGAACUUGCAUACGUUAACUUCACUUGAAGACUUGAGGAUUGCUGGUGGAGAGGAGAUGGUUUCCUUUCCAGAUGAAGAUUGUCUAUUUCCAACGACUCUAGUUUCGAUAUACAUCACGAAACUCCAUAAUCUAGAAUUCCUGUCCAAAGAGCUUCGAAAUCUGUUUUGCUUGAAGAGCAUCAACUGUCCUAAGCUUCGGUACUUAGAAGGGUCGCCUGCAACACUUGGAAGACUUUGCAUUAGGAACUGCUCACGUCUAGAAGACAAAUGCUCAAGGGAGAAAGGAAAAUAUUGGCCCAUGAUAGCCCCUAUUCCCUGCGUGGAGAUAAACCCUACAGAUUAG